Symsagittifera roscoffensis is the source of this 1764-nucleotide messenger RNA. Its product is annotated as ribosome-binding protein 1-like. The coding region runs from base 1 to 1764 and encodes 587 amino acids. Lineage: Eukaryota; Metazoa; Xenacoelomorpha; Acoela; Convolutidae. The record is from RefSeq and is a predicted model, not a curated record. The transcript has 4 exons.
AUGAUUGAGCACCAAAGGCCAGACGAAAAAUCCAGUUCACAAUCAGACAAAAGCAAAUCACUUGCAGAAGAAGGAGAGGUUCAACAACCGGAUGGAAACAAAUCCAAUCCAAAGGUCGGUUUAGACCCGGAGCAUGGAAAAGGGAACAGUCCAAAUGAUUCCAGCGAUGCAGAUGCAACCCCAACUGAAGAUGAGGAUAUUGAUGAGUCAGAGGCUCUGCCAGAGGCCAGUAAAGGUCAACCUGGUCAAUCAGAGGCCAGCAAAGGUAAGCGAGGUCCAUCGCAGGCCAGUAAAGGUCAACCAGGUCAAUCGCAAGUCGGUACAGGUCAACGUGAUGGUGCUACAGAAGGUCAACCAGGUUCAACCAUGGCAUCCCGGUCAGCUGUAGGGUCAAAAGGACAAAAAAGUUCAGGGGCAUCCAAGCAAAACAAUUCGCAGUUGAAGAACACUGAUUCGUCCUACACUUACAAUGUGCCGUCUACUAGUGUGAAAACUCCUAGUGGCAGAUAUCCGGAAGGCAUGGAAAAAAAAGAAAGAGAGUCCAAGGCUAGCGCAAAAACUAUGAGUCAAGAUGGUGGCGGAAACAGUAAAGCCCCCGACACCAAAGUCGCUGGAGGCACCCAAGCUACGCAGUCGCUAUCCAGGUCAGUCGUGGACGACGGAAAAACCACAACUCAGGGUGGCACUAGAGCCGAUAUGUCAAAGAGCCGAAAAAGUGGCGGCGGUGGCGGAGCGCCAACUGAACCCGGCGAUUCAAAACUGUCCAAAUCCCGUUCGGUUGUUGGUACUGAUUCACAAAUUAGCGAGGAUACUUACAUUGUGCCGAAUAAUGAAGAAAAGGGAAGCCAAGGGAGUUCCCAGUUUCCCGAAGGGCUGGACUCACAAGAAAGGGAAGAUUACGCCGGAAGAAGUAAAAGAUCAAAGUCGGCUGGGAAGUCGCAAAAAAACUCGAAUCCGAGUAAAUCUCACGUCGCCUCCGACGAAUCAUUGCUUUCCCAAGUAAUAAAAGCCGACAAGGAAAACAAGUCGGAUGUGAAAUCGAAAACCGGAUCCCAAAGUGAACUUGAAAGCAACGAGGCUGGCUCAAAACCUCCCACUGGCAAGAGCGGAACGAAAGCAUCCAGAAGAUCGAAUUACUCGCAAAACGAGUUGUCGGCAAACCCGAACUCGAAAAGCAUCGUUCAAACAUCUUCCUCGGAUCCUGAUAAAAGUGGCGAAGGUGAUGACUCAGCCGACAAAACUCUAACGAGACACUCAAAGCCGAGACAAAGCAGCAAGUCGCGAGGCAGUUUGCGAAACGGAAAAAGAAGCGAGGCGUCGAAAGACCCUGACUCAACAGGAAGAUUCGAAGAGCCGGAGGGAACUAGAUCCGAUUUGAAGACCGAGAGUUUGUCGCCGGAUCUGAAAAACAGUCGGUCCAUUUCAGCUUCAACGACUAAUAGGGGAAGCCAGACUGCGGAUAUGAGUCGUACUCGAGGAACAGAUAGUCGGAUUACAUCUUCGGCUGGUGGGACUGGGACUACAAACACGACGGGUAAAUCAGACUCUCAGGGGAAAAGCGGCAACACUUCCAGUUCAUUGAACCCAUUCGAAGAGUACUCCGGGAAGGAGGAAAACUCGGGAGAACCCCAAGACGCGAGACGAGAGGCGCCGAAUAAGUCGUUAAAAAGCAAUGGAAUGUUAAUAGCAUUCGGCAAUACACAAGAUACUAAAGAUACUAAAAGUUUUGUAAAGAAGUUUUUGAGAGUUCAUGAAUGCUUAUGA